UGUGCCUGGCGGCUGCCGGCCGGGUGCACCGGCAGCCACGGCCCGCUGUCACGGGAGCAGGACCGGCGUGCCAGAGCCACCGUUACGGCCUGACCCACCGGGGGCGGACAUCGCGGCUCGUGUAACGGGGCGCGACAGACCACCUGAGACCGGCCACAACAGCCAUAAAGCACAGAACGGCAGAAAUACUACAUUAGUUCACGCGUCACACAGCGCAAUAAUGGAGUCAAGGCGCGUCAUCCACGGCAGCGGGGCGAUCGGCCGAAUAGGCGGCCGCAUCGCACUUCUGACCUUGGCUGCUGUUGGCUGCAUCCUGCUGAUUAACGUGACGCAUCCGCAGCAAGUCAUAGAAGCGCGGCAAAACAUGCAGCAGCAGGACCAGCCGGUGACGGCAUCAUCUUCUGAGGGCCUAUACAGAGGACAGCCAAUCAGCCAGCUCUGGGCACGCAAUCUUCCCGAGCAGGCUUGGCUCCCCGACCCCCAGUGUCGCCACUUUGUCACCAAGUUCACCCGGGACAAUUGUCUGGAGGUGUUACUGCUAGCGUCUUUCCCGAGGUCCGGCAACACCUGGACCCGCUUCCUGUUGGAGGCAGCUUCCGGCCUGUACACCAGCUCUGGAGGACCUAACUACAUCAAGUAUGUCAAGGGCGAAAGCUUACGACAAUCAGACGAAAACAUACGGAACUACGUCAAGACUCAAAAGGGAGCUGAACUAACCCAGCUUGGCUUCAUUGGCGAGACAAGCCUCUGGACGCAGGGCACCACAAUAGCGAUGAAGACUCACAGCUUCCCCGAGCCAUGGAAUGCCACCGAAGCCAAGAUAAACGAAUACAACUGGGCACCGUUUGCUGCCAACACCACACGACGAGCCAUUCUGGUUGUUCGAGACCCCUUCAAAGCACUCAUAUCGCUAAAGAUUUACAGCAAAACGCAAUCCGUCCUCAACAACGAUAACGAUUGGCAAAAACUGUUUCAGGGAGACGAGUGGAUUGACUUCGCGGUGUAUCACGCAAACCAUUGGUACAAACUGAACCGUCAGUGGGUAGAGAGAACGAAUAUGACGCAUGUGGUGAUAUAUGAGCACCUGACGAAAAAUACCAUGCCGGAACUACAAGGCAUGCUUCAGUUUCUGGAUGUUCAGCCCGAUCCGGAUCGUAUGGAGUGCGUGCGUCGUCACUUGGAGGGACGAGCUCACAACAAGAAACACGACAUAGUGCCCAAUAAUGCUGUGUAUCCUCUACACCUGCGUGGAUUGGUGUGGAGCUAUAUCCACCAGCUAAACUGGGUGCUGAAAACCAGGGGUUAUAAGCCGCUGCCUCUGGACCUCUAUUCGUUUGCCGAUGAGUUCAGAGACAUUGGCUUGUGAUAGCAGGACGACACUGCUGAAUAAGAAUUACUAUAUCACGAAACUGUGCUCAGGUAAUAACAAUGUUCGCAUGGGUGCAUGCACGCAUUACCCGAACUCCUUGCCUUGGGAAGCGCCAAAGCAAGCACAAACAUCGAGUGAGUAAUAAGUUGCAACGGGUACGGUAAGAAGACCCUCAGAAUGCAGCGAGUUUUCAGCGAAGCUCACUGCUACGGCAAAACAGCAGGCUCAUAGUCUUCGCAGGGUACGUUUUCGAGUCAAUAAACAGGCUGACGACUCCAGAAUAUUGCAGUUGCAUUGACAAUUGGCAGUGGCGAAAUUACGAAGACCUGGCAUUUAUAGUGGUAUGAAGUGCAAUUUUCUUGAGUUCUUGGAAUGCAUCGCAGCGCUUCAACCGCACUGGAAAUACGGAGACCAUGAUUUGUACGUUCCUGGUAGUUGGCACAUCUUCAACCGGUUGUCGUCAGGCAUCCCGGCAGCCAGUGUUUUGGGUCAACAAGGGAAUCCUAUGCAUGGUGUUGAAUUCAACCCGGAAUCAUGCAAACACAACUCAUCCAUGCACGCUCCAUCGCUAGAAAAGAAAGUCGUCAAGAGCUUGCAUUUUCAAUUUGUGUGUCUUGGGCACGCCAAAUAUUGUUUAGGACAUCUACAUCCGUGUUACACGUUGUACUUCAUGAUUCCAGCUAAAUCAUUCCAGGAUUUCAUUUGUCUGAUUUACAGCGAUUUGGUAUUAUUUCGGGAACAGCUUAUUGAUACAAAUGACGCAAGCGUACAAAAGCAUCACCUUGUUUUCUUUACUGAGUGGAUACCAUGAGUGGUUAAUGUAUUUAUCAAAUAAUAACCUGUGAUUAUUGUUCGACCAGAUGUCUCGACACAGAGUCAAUAAGCUGUCCUGUGUUGAACAUUAAAGAAUAUUUGGGAAAAAUCAGCUAUGGCAUGUUAAGCAGCAUCUUGUACCUACCUCGCUAACAUUUAUUCGCCAUUCCCAGUCUGUACGCCCCUGGCUCAAGGACAGUGAUAAUAAUCCAGGACAAUUUGUAACAGCCAACAGUCAGAGCAUUUACAGCAGGCGUUAACAUCACGAAAGACAUGAUGCUACUAGUCGUGUUUUAACAUUCCAUGUACCCUGGAGAAAGGACCAGGUGUGAGCCAUUGCAGAAGUGUUGCUUCAUGUGAACUGGUGGUUGUGCGAGUUCGUUUCAACAUGCCAUGCUGGGGUUUUCAGCGCCACAACAUACGAAUGGGUGCACGCUCAACGACUCUAAGCACGAUGCGGUGCACUUGGCACAUGCUAAAGGUUGCGCCCAUCAUAGAGAGCGGCAACGAUUGGCGGCGCGGUGCUCAGCUUAGAGAGCAGCAAUACCUG
Messenger RNA from Pollicipes pollicipes, 2732 nucleotides. RefSeq names its product WSCD family member AGAP003962. The record is from RefSeq and is a predicted model, not a curated record. NCBI's taxonomy places the organism in Eukaryota, Metazoa, Arthropoda, Thecostraca, Pollicipedomorpha, Pollicipedidae. Gene Ontology annotation, molecular function: sulfotransferase activity. The transcript is spliced from 2 exons. The coding region runs from base 221 to 1366 and encodes 381 amino acids.